Owenia fusiformis is the source of this 2097-nucleotide messenger RNA. Lineage: Eukaryota; Metazoa; Annelida; Polychaeta; Sabellida; Oweniidae. The record is from the annotation of a GenBank genome assembly.
GGAGAUUACAGUAAUAAAGGGAUCGUCGCCCGGAUCAGUAAAAACUUAUAAGGUGUAAGGAUGAAUGUGUUUGAAGCAGCCUAGGUUAUAAUGAAGAUAGUCACGCAAAGUAAUGGUGAAAGUAGAUUGCCAUGUUGAAUACUUCCCAGGAACCUCCGUGUGUUCUAUAUACGAACGUGGAGACAUUAUGGCUAGAGCUAUUCGCGAUCAGCACCAUCAUGCUAUUAGCGAUUGUAGGGAACGCACUGAUGUGCGCGGCGGUAUACAGAACGCCGAAACUCCGGACAGUUACGAACAUUUUCACAAUCAAUCUUGCAGUGACGGACUUUUCCGUCGGAACAUUUGUCCUUCCUCUAUGGAUUUAUUCCACAGUGAUGUCCGCCUACGUCUGCAACUGGGAGUACCCCCACUGGCUCUGUCAGAUUGCAGUUUUUGUUACUGAGAUGUUAUUACUGGUUUCUAUAGCAACACUAGCUGGAAUCUCACUGGACAGAUACCUUAGUAUUUGUCAUCCCUUGCGGUACCCCAUGGAGAUGACACAUCAUCGUGUUAUAUACUGCGUUCUCUAUAUAUGGAUCCAAAGUAUCAUCCUCGCUAGUACGCCUCUCUAUGGUUGGGGUAAAUAUUCCUUCCGUCCACAGACCAUACCCAUAUGUAACCCAAAUUGGAGGCACAGCAUUAGUUAUUCCGCUUUCCUCAUCAUAUGGGCAAUACUCAUCCCCCUCGGUGCGAUGUUGUUCUCCUAUUUUCGAAUUAUUCAGGUGGCCCGGCGGCAGGCCCGUCGGAUUGCUGCCAUCCAAGCUCAAAUAACCCAAGACUGUGAUACAGGUGAAUCCACUAGUGCAGGGCAAAAUGAUAUGGAAACUGAGACUAAUACAAAUAAAACCAGGAGAUUUCAAUUUUUUAAAUCAAAGAACGGGAGGAAAAAAGAGACAAACGUUACUGCUAAAAAGAUGAAUGCAGUAACCAAGAACUUGAAAACGUUGAAGACUGUAUUUAUUGUAGUUGGUGCUUUCUUCAUCUGUUGGGGACCGUAUGUUGUUCUCAACUUCUGGUUUGUCAACUACGAUGAUGCCAAAGUUCCGUACAUCGCAGAUCUCCUCACGACGUUACUAGCAUUUAGCAAUAGCGCCGUCAACCCCUACGUCUUCACUCUCCUCAAUCGUGACUUCCGCUACGCCAUGAGGCGCAUGACUAAGAAAUGCUGCUGUGGCGGGUUGUGUAUAUUUUCAUAUCGUGACCGAAUAGGGACAAUUAACUCUAACAAACCUGUCGUGGCUACUAUAGGUGAUAGAAGUAUUGAUUCUGGUGUCGAGGCUGAUCAUCAAACAAGGACCAAGACACGAUCAAGAGGGACUAGCACACAUACAACUGGUUUGAAUAAGAGACCGACCAGUCCACGUAAGAACGUGUUUCCCGUGACUCCUGAACAGGAUGAGAUCAUACCAGGCCAGGCAACUGAGUGACCACUAUCACGUCUUACCAAUAUAAUAAACAAAUAUCUCCCAAGGAAUACCAAUAUUAUACAUAAACUGGUAAUAAUUGUGAAUAAGCCGAACUUGGCCACAUUGGAAUUUAUAAAAACAUGGACAAUAAGAAAUAAGGCAAUAAUCACCAAUAAUUACACCGAGAUUAUUCCCCAGUUUGAUAUGCGCACUAAGAAAAAGCCGCAAACAAGCGGCUAGGUUAAAGAUCUCAUAAACAGUGGAGACCUUAUUAACCAUACCAGAAUAUGAGGCCAUUACAACACACUAUUACAUAUAAAGACAAGGUCAUCAAUUAUUAACGACAAUUAUCAUAAACAGAGUGCUAGGUCGCUCAUGCAUAUAGUUUGAUUAAUAUGUAUUUACAUAGUGUAUAGACAUUAUUUAUAUAACAUGUAUAACAGAUAUGUAUUUUUCAACUAUGUAAAUACAAGUUUGGUAUUCACCAUGGCGUAUGCUAUAUAAAACAUGUAGCAAUUUCAGGCACUUCCUAAAGGACACUUUUAAAGACAUGAUGAUGUUACUCUCGUGAUAUACGGAAUGUAUUAUAUAAAUAGGCAUAUUUAGCCAAUAUUCCAAACAAGCCAUUAACAUAUCAAAACGUCCCUAUCUG